AUGGCGAUCGUGGGCUUCGGCUUCACCAUCAUCUUCUGCACCACCUUCUGUCGCGCCUGUAACCGCAUGCGCGAGGAGCAGGUGGAGCGCGAGGCCUGGAGGAGGAGCGAGCGAGACGGACGCCCACCUCCCGUCUUCGUCAUCCCCUUCCCCCGCAACGCCUCCCGGGACAGCGACGACACCGGCCCCCGCCUCGGCCGCGAGAGCACGCUGCAGUACACCAACCCGGCCUUCAGCGAGCCGCCUCCCGCCUACAGCGAGUUGGGCUUUAAGCUGGAGGAUCUCCCCCCUGCAUACACACAGUACAGUGUUCCUGUGUAUCCUAUAGCACUGGAGCCUCCAGCAGCAGCAGGGGCCCUGGCACACGGCCCCCAACAUGGGCCCCCACACAGCCCUCCACCUGGGCCCCCAGAGUCGUAG
Knipowitschia caucasica is the source of this 420-nucleotide messenger RNA. The record is from the annotation of a GenBank genome assembly. Lineage: Eukaryota; Metazoa; Chordata; Actinopteri; Gobiiformes; Gobiidae.